This is a messenger RNA of Daucus carota subsp. sativus, 1408 nucleotides long. Its product is annotated as gibberellin 20 oxidase 2. Gene Ontology annotation, molecular function: gibberellin 20-oxidase activity. NCBI's taxonomy places the organism in Eukaryota, Viridiplantae, Streptophyta, Magnoliopsida, Apiales, Apiaceae. Gene Ontology annotation, biological process: unidimensional cell growth; gibberellin biosynthetic process; response to light stimulus. Bases 162 to 1253 code for a protein of 363 amino acids. The record is from RefSeq and is a predicted model, not a curated record. The transcript is spliced from 3 exons.
AAUACUACUAUAUAUAUUCCUCCAAGGAGCUAGCUUGGUAGAGAAAACAUAUUGCCUAGUCUUAAACAUUCCAAUCUCUCUUCCCCCCACAGCCAUUUUAGUAUUUUGUAUCUUAAAACUGUAUUAGAAAUAAUAUACCAGCAGAAGCAGAAGGAUCAACCAUGUCUCAGACAUCCACCAAAGACAGCAAAGAGGCAUUAGUUUUCGAUGCCUCGGUGCUGCAAAAUGAAACCAACAUACCGAAAGAGUUCAUAUGGCCGGACCAUGAAAAGCCUAAUUCAAAUCCUCCGCAGCUCAACGUGCCUCUCAUUGAUUUACAGGACUUCUUUUCUGGAGAUCCUACCGCUACCAACAGAGUGUCCGAGCUAGUUGGCCAGGCAUGCAGAGAGCACGGAUUCUUCCUUGUUGUCAAUCAUGGUGUUGACAACAACCUCAUAUCAGAUGCUCAUAAAUGUAUGGACUUGUUUUUUGACCUCCCUCUCUCGGAAAAGCACAAGGCUCAGAGAAAAUUAGGCGAACAUUGUGGCUAUGCCAGCAGCUUCACCGGCAGAUUCUCCUCUAAAUUACCCUGGAAAGAAACACUUACUUUUCAAUACUCUGCCAAGGAGGACUCAUCCACUAUAGUACAAGACUACAUCACAAAGACCAUGGGUGAAGAUUUCGCCAAACUUGGGAUGAUAUAUCAAAACUACAGCAACGCGAUGAGCAAACUAUCUCUUGGGAUCAUGGAGCUGUUAGGGAUCAGUCUCGGGGUAGGACGGAGCCAUUUCAAGGAAUUCUUCGAAGAAAAUGAAUCAAUAAUGAGGCUCAACUACUACCCGCCAUGCCAGAAACCAGAGCUCACUUUAGGGACCGGACCUCAUUGUGAUCCGACCUCACUCACCAUUCUUCACCAGGACAGUGUUGGAGGCCUGGAAGUGUUUGUGGACAACCAAUGGCAAUCCAUUCCCCCUAAUCUCAACGCUUUUGUUGUUAACCUUGGCGACACAUUCAUGGCUCUAUCAAAUGGAAGGUACAAAAGUUGCUUGCACAGAGCAGUGGUGAACAAGAUGGCUCCUCGUAAAUCACUGGCAUUUUUUCUGUGCCCUGAGAAGGAUAAAUUGGUGAGGCCACCUACGGAUUUGGUGGACACCAAGUACCCCAGAAUAUAUCCCGAUUUCACAUGGCCGACUCUGCUUGAGUUUACACAGAAGCAUUACAGAGCAGACAUGAAUACCCUUCAAGCUUUCUCUGCAUGGUUACCUACUAACUGAUCAUUCGGUUUCAUGUAUGUCAGGGGACUGGACCGCGUAUUUUCAGAUUAGUCGUGAUCGAGAGAUAGCUAUAUUGUUAUCAAAUUUUUGUAAAUUAAUUAUCUCGGAUUAUCUAGAAACAUAAUAAUUAUGAUAAUAGUUUCAUCUUCAAUUUA